Gadus morhua (Atlantic cod) is the source of this 3347-nucleotide messenger RNA. RefSeq names its product FAD-dependent oxidoreductase domain containing 1 (gene foxred1). Gene Ontology annotation, cellular component: cytoplasm. The coding region runs from base 181 to 1710 and encodes 509 amino acids. The record is from RefSeq and is a predicted model, not a curated record. The transcript is spliced from 11 exons. NCBI's taxonomy places the organism in Eukaryota, Metazoa, Chordata, Actinopteri, Gadiformes, Gadidae. Gene Ontology annotation, biological process: mitochondrial respiratory chain complex I assembly.
GCACUCUGUGACGCGCAACGUGUGUAACGACCUCUACAUGGAUAGGUUUAUAUUCGCUAGUAACACAUUAGUAUGUCACUGUCAGUAGGUAACUUGUAACAUGAGAUGGCUGUGCGACUUCCAUCAGAUAGCACUCGUAUUCAGGGUUGCAUGAGCGAUUGAAGUCAUCCGGUCCUAGCCAUGUUGACCUGGCGAAAUAUGCAUGUUACAGUGCGAACAGUAUCUGGACUUUUAAAUUCCCAUCGGGUGAUCCGCAGCCGAGAAUGCAUGUGUGCACAUGGACGUAUUAGGACUUUCACCACCGGUAGAAUUCUACACAAUAAAUUCUUUAAAGACCUGGAAAACCAAUUUAAUGCUGCGAGGGACAAGGUGGCGGAUGCCCUGCCAGGUAGCCAGUGGAGCCCCUUCGAGAUGAACCCCAACCUUCCCCCCGAGAGGGCGGACAUAGUGAUCAUCGGAGGGGGUGUGAUUGGCUGGUCGAUAGCCUAUUGGCUAAAAAAAAAGGAGAGGGUGCGGGAUGGAGUGAAAGUGAUAGUGGUAGAAAAAGACCCAACGUAUUCCCAGGCCUCCACAGUGCUCUCCGCAGGGGGCAUACGGCAGCAGUUCUCCCUUACAGAGAACAUACAGCUCUCUUUGGCCUCAGCAGACUUCAUGCGGAAUAUCAACGAGCACCUGGGGGUGUUGAACCAGGAGCCGGUGGACCUCCAGUUCAACCACUCCGGCUACCUGUUCGUGGCCAACGAGAGCGUGGCCCACAUCAUGGAGGAGAACUACAGCACACAGAGGUUCGCCGGGGCCAAAGUGUCACUCCUCUCGCCUGUGCAGUUGAAGGAGAAGUUUCCCUGGAUCAACACCGAGGACGUUGCGCUCGCCUCCUACGGGCUGGAGAACGAGGGUUGGUUCGACCCGUGGACCCUGCUGAACGCUUUCAGACAGAAGGCUAUUUCCAUGGGCGUCAUUCAGAGCAUUGGAGAAGUCACUGGUUUCAACUGUACAUUAAACAGAAUGGACACUGUUGACGGCGAGACGGUGGACGUCAAGAGAAUAAAACAUGUGAACGUUCGGAUGCCCAACAGUCGGGAGUACCAGCCGGUGGAGUGUGCCAUCGUGGUGAACGCGGCGGGGGCCUUCUCUGCUAAACUAGUGGACAUGAUGGGCAUCGGCACUGGUCCCAAGGACACGCUAUCAGGGAUGGCCUUACCGGUGGAGCCCCGCAAAAGGUUUAUCUAUGUAUUCAACUGUCCGGAUGGGCCAGGGCUGGACUGUCCCUUCCUGGUGGACUACUCUGGUAUUUACUUCAGGAGAGAGGGCCUCGGGGGAAACUACAUCACUGGGACAUCCCCAGAGGAGGAUGCAGAGCCCGAUGUCAGCAACCUUGAUGUGGACCACGAGUUCUUCCAGGAGAAAAUUUGGCCUUCAUUGGCUCAUCGCGUCCCUGCUUUCGAGAGCCUUAAGGUGACUAGCGCAUGGGCCGGCUACUACGACUACAACACCUUCGACCAGAACGCCAUCCUGGGCAUCCACCCGCUGGCACAGAACAUGUUCUUCGCCACGGGCUUCAGUGGGCACGGCCUGCAGCAAUCGCCCGCCGCUGGGCGCGCGGUGGCGGAGCUCAUCCUGGACGGCAGCUACCAGACGCUGGAUCUGAAGGGGCUGGGCUUCCAGCGCAUCAUGGCCAAGGAGCCGCUGCUAGAGAAGAACAUCGUCUAGUUGUGUGGGAGUAGCAUGAAGACAGAAGGUUCACGAACUGUUGAACAAUGCCACACUCGCCCAGGGAUGUAGCAGGAGACCCUGGAGCAUAAAGUAUUCGGCUAGUUUGCUAAGACCCCAGGUUAUUGGCAAACCAACAGAAAACACUGUUUCGAUAAGUGGACCCCAGAACAACAAUUCAAUAAGUUGCCAGGAUAAGUGUAGGAGGGGCUGUUUUAAAACUGAUUGGAAAGAUGCCUUCGUAUUUGCUUAAGUUCUGAAUCAAAAUCAAGUGCUCAGUUCCCAAAUGUUUUAACUUACAUGCCAUGCUCAGUCUCUUCAGUCUUUGAGCAUGCACUGUGACAUGUAAAGACAAAAUCUGAACUUGUGUUUUUUCUUUUGAUUGUGGGCACUAUUUGAGAAAAGACCUAGCCAGGGCAGUUCAUAUGCAGUUACUUAUGUUGUACAAAACAAACAUACAGCUAUGGGAGGGGCUAAACACCAAUUUGGGAUAGAAUGGAUGUCAAUGGCUCAUCGACUGCCCAAUUUUGGAACAAUGAACAAUGCCACAGCGAGAGCCUGAGUUGAACCAAUCCCUUGGCUGAUUUUAAUUCUCAACAUAGAAAACGUCUUUACUUAACCCGUGGUCUCAACAAAAUGUCCAAAUCCUUGAAUGAAGCCUGGUGUCAGUCUCACGGAAGAAUCAAACACAUAAAUCAUUAAGCAAUUGGGAAGUGGAAGAGAAUGGAGGGGGACAACAUUACCUAGACACCUACUCUGUUGCCUUGGGAUAAAAUUUUUAAACGCUGACUUGUGAUAUUGUCACUCAAACUAAAUAACUAUUGUGUUUUACUCUGUCAUAGUUAUUCUCACCAAUCUACUGAAAUUAUUUUGUCACAAGCAUUUCCUAAAACUCUUUCUAGAGGGAGCCAUUACUGUAGUUAUUUCAAAGUAAGAGUCAGGGGCCCCUCUAAUGGGGUACCAGGCCUUAGUUGGACUAACAUUUAUCCACAGCCCAGAGAAUUAUUCACUGUGUAUAAAACAUUUUACAGAAAAGAUAUAUACUUAUAUAUGUGAGUCGCUUUGGAUAUAAGGGUCUGCUAACUGUAAAUGUGUGCAUUAACUUGCGUAGGCACAGACUCAAGCAAUUGAACAGCCAAAGCUUUGUAUUAAUGAUUGAGUUACUUGUUAGCCAGUGGUGAAUACCUUAACCCAACACCGACCCUAAAGCAAUUGGCCCUACUAUUCAGAGUAGUUAAAGGUUCAACAGGGGAGGGGGGGUCAAGGCAAGCUGCUGAAACCUUUUAAACAAACAGUGAGAAGGAAUGAUCCAAGGAAUGAACAAUGCAAAGUCUUAUUUUGACAUAUGUGUAUAAAGAGAGACAUAUUUGUGUGAAAUAUACAUUUACAUAUUGUCUUCUGUUAAGAUGCUGAGGUCCUUAAAACUCCUCAGCAUCUUACAAUCAAGGUUGAUCUGGAGUUUAUUUUGUAUCAAAAUGUUUUAAAAUGAAGGAAAUGGCAGAGAGCAUUUCAUAUUAUUGAGGCCUGUAUAAUGUCCUAUUCCGAUUGGAAAAACUGUAUUUUGCGUUCACUUUUCCAAUUCUAUAGGCUCAUCUUUUCUCUUAUUCAACAUUAUAAAUUUUGCUGGGUUCUUUGAG